GACAUCCCGCUCCUCCUCAGUGGAAAAGUCCCUUUUGCCCCGCUGACGUUCGCACAUCUCAAUCCAUAGCUGCCCCGUCCCGUCAAAAAGGAUUCCCCGUUUCCACAGAAUCGACGGACGACACUCAAUCUCCGACCACGUGUCACACAUCUACGCCCGCUCUUCCGUGCACCAACCCGUGAAGUUAUCAAACCCCCCCCGCUUAAUAGAAAACGGAGAAAAAACAAUUUCUGUCGGGGAAUUUGAAUUUUGUUCUCCUCUGCCAAAAGAGACGUUGUGCGGCCCUUUUUUUGAACUGAGGAGAAAAAACAAGAAAAUAUGGCUUAUUUUCAUUUAAUUUCCUCCGAUUAUUUCUUAUUUUUCUGAGUGUCGCAAUAGUAAUCGCAAUAAUAAAGGAAGAACAGAAGACGGGGGUGGGAGGGAGAGUAGUAGAGUGAGUAUUCAUGGCGUUUUUCUUUUUCUCUCUGGGUGUCCAUUAAAUGCAGUUGAAUUGAACUAUUGCAGCAGUUGGGAAAAGAAAGAACGACAAGACCUUUCUUCUUCUCGCUUCUCACUUCUUCAAUCCCUGUCUCUGUACUCUGAUCUCUCAUUAAACCCUCCUGCACCGUACUCUUUAAUUGCGUCUGUUCCGGAGCCAAGUGAGGAAGCCCAGAGCUUUUUCUCCCCUUGUUAUCCACAUUGAUUGAACUCUGCAUAUGACGGAAAGAAACAGAGUUCCUUUUUUCAGCUCAAGGAGAGGCAGAUCAGUGAGACCUUUUUUUUCAGUGGUCAAUUUCCAGCUGAUUCCUCGCAUUGCUAUUGUUUUCCAGGUGAGUGUGUCGUGCCAGCUGAGAAAAGGGGUUUGCCUUCUGGGAUUUCCCUUUUCUCCUUCAUCUAAUGUUUCUGUUGAAUUGCUGCAAUGUGGGUCUUUUCUUUUUGUUGCUAUUCGUGAUUCGUUGAUCUUGGUUCAUGGGAGGGAAAUGUAGUUUCGGCUUGAUUCGUUUCUGGGUUCUGCUCUGCUCAUAAAAAAAGCGACAGUCUUUCCAGUUGAUUUCACAUAUAUUGAGUCAUUUUUUUAGCUUGCGUAGUGCUUGAUGGAAUGCACAGGUUAGCUAAGCUAGCAAUUGAGCUCAUUCCCCAUCUUAGGUGUCUAGAAAGUUCAGCUGUUUUCCCAGUUUUCACAUUCUGCUGUAGUUUGUAGAGAAUUGAUAAUGAAGUUUGGCUAUCUGAUGGAUUAGGAGAUUCCAACAGCUAGGGUUUUACUGAUACAACAGUCUCCUGUUACAGAUGGGUGUUGUGAGUCAUCGUUUUGUUUGACAAGGGCUUGAUAGUCGGUCUAGAGAGAUGAGGAUGGAUAGGGAAGAUGGAAAGAAUGGAGGAGGCUACGUUGGUGGUUUCUUUCAGCUGUUUGACUGGUCUGGAAAAUCAAGGAAGAAGUUGUUCUCGAGCAAAUCGGACUUACCAGAACGGUCGAAGCAAGGGAAGCGAAGUGACGGAAACUUGCCAAUGACACGGCUCCGUCUGAUGGAUGACGACGAGAAUGGAGGAGGACCAUGCAGCAUAAGAAGUGGUGGCGACUACAGUUGUGCUUCUUCAGUCACAGAUGAAGAUGGAUAUGGAGGAGCUAGGCCAGCUGGAGCUAUAGCAAGGCUCAUGGGGCUCGAUUCCAUGCCAACAACAUCCAGUUUCCUGGAGCACAAGGGCACCACUGCAUUUUCCGAUACUCAGUCACUACGUGAAUCGUCUUCUCACAGUAGCAGAAAUCAAUCCGCUUACUACCAUCAUGACUACCACAGCAUGUACUCAGGCGAGCUGCUCCAUAGGCCUCAAAAGGCGGUAAGCAGGCCUAUGGAGAAGUUCCAGACCGAAGUCUUGCCUCCCAAGUCUGCUAAAUCCAUCCCUAUUACUCAUCAUAAACUUCUCUCACCUAUAAAGAGUGCCCAUUUCGUACCGAGCCAUUCUGCUGCUCACAUAAUGGAAGCCGCUGCUAAGAUCAUCGAGUCUAGUCCGCAAGCUCCUCCUCCCAAGUCAAAGCUCUCUUCUUCUUCUUCAUCGGCACCCUUGAAAGUUCGCAACUUGAAGUCGAGACUUGAAGCCCGUGAUCAUGCCAAGGAGAAAACUGCUUCUAGGAAGCCUGCUGAGUCGAACGCUGCUAAGUGCUUGAAAGGCCAACCUAUGAACAAGAGCUGGAAUGGAUCAACAGUUGAUGCAGCAAGUACUUUUAGGGUUUCCCAUGAGCUGGAGGAAGGAUCUUCUUCGUCUUAUGGUCAAAAAAGCAAGGGGAAAUCCGUGUCACUUGCUGUCCAAGCAAAGGUUAAUGUACAACAGAGAAGAGAAGGCUUGACCUCGAGAGGUAAUCGGGGUAUAGUAGUAGAACAGCAACAGCAACAGCAACAGCAACAGCAACAGCAACAACAACAGCAGCAGCAGCAGCAGCAGAAAGAGCGACCAAGUGGUGAUAUGGCAACAAGCCAGCAGCCAUUCAGGAGUCAACAAACAAAUUUCCAGAAGACAUCAUCUAAGAGGUCUUCUUCUCCACCAUCUCCAGUACUAAGACAGAAUAAUCAGAAACAGAAUUGCUCAAUGGAGAAAGUUAAAUCGUCCUCAAAACCCUCCAUUUCAAGUGUCCAGAGUCGAAAAAUAAACUCAGGGAAUCCUUACGAGCGACCCAAAGCUUCAGGAAAAUCUUCGACCGGUUAUAAAUAUGGGUCCAGGAAAUCAGGCACAGAUGAAGGUCAUUCAUCAAACUACUCUAUAAAGAAAACUCCUCCAAGGAAGAAACGGGCAAUAGACAACAUGUCGAUUGACAGAAGCCCAAAGGAUGAAGCGAAGAACUUUACUUGGGCGGCAGAAGAGAGCAAGAGGAAAGGAAGUGAUGUCGUUUCGUUCACAUUUACAACUCCUCUUGCAAGAUCUUCAUCAAUGCCUGAAACGCCAAAUCCUAGUAAGCGUUUGUUGAUCGACUCGGAAACCAGGAAGUUGUCUUCAGGGGGAGAUGCUUUGACUUCGCUAUUGGAGCAGAAGUUGAGGGAACUAACUGAUGCUGUCGAGUCUUCUAGCCGCAAUACCAUUGGUAAAGUUGGAUCAUCUGAAGUUAAGGAAUAUCAGAAGCAGCAGCUACUACCAUGUCGAGAGAAAGUGUUUGGAGGCUAUGGGGCUAGCUCGUUUUCACCUGAUCCAGUGGCAUAUAGAUUCAAACCCAUAUUUAAGGGGGGAGUUGAUGCAAUGGAGGAAUGCAGCAGCACUAGCAGCAAAUAUUAUGAUCAUGAAAAGCUGCUUGAUUGCAGGCGGCCAAGCCCGAUCUCAGUUCUUGAUCACUCCUUCUCAACUGAAAGCAGCUGCACAUUGGAGAGCAUGGACAGUAGCAGUACAGAAGGCAAGCAGUGCUCGUCCUCUAUUCAAGCACAGCAAGUCCUUAGCUUCACUUUCCCUAAGAAACAUCACCAGCCAUAUGCCGAUGCAGAGCUUCUUGAUUCAGCUUCAUCUACAAGCUCCCAUGCAAACACAUUACCAGACUUCAAAAAACCAAGUAACUGGGAGGGUGAAUACGUGAAGAAGAUGCUUGUCUAUCUGGAUUUGAUGUUCCAUGACUUUGCAAUCGGUAGGUCCAGUGAGGUCGUGAACCCACACCUCUUCAGUCAGAUGGAGAAAAAUCAAAAUGAUUCGUCGAAGCUUGAAAAGAAGGAACUGUUUGACUGUGUGAGUGAAUGCCUGGACUGGAGAUGCAGGAGAUACAUCAAUGGAGGGUAUAAAGCGUGGGAAAAGGGAGUGACAGUCAUUGGAAGAAAAGACUGGUUGGCCGAAGAAGUGCAGAAGGAGAUCGUGUCCUGGAGAAAGAUGGGAGACUGCAUGGUGGAUGAGCUUGUGGACAAGGACAUGGGAAGCCAAUAUGGCAAUUGGCUUGACUAUGAAGAAGAUGCAUUCUGUGUUGUUGGAAAAGAGAUUGACGGGCUCAUACUCGAUUCGUUGGUUGAUGAAUUGGUUGCCGAUAUCCAGAAGCACCCUUGAUCCAGCCGGCCUAAGUUUGAAGAGGACGGUUAUUAUGUCAAUGAAUGUGUCAAAAUCUCCGCUCCAUUUGUUCUUCUGCAGUUCUAAGGAAGUAUUGGUUCUUAAACCAUGUCUUGAUUGCUUUUUGGCUUUCUAUAUAUAGAUAAAGGGUUGGUAUUCAUGAAAGAAAAUAUAGGCAAAGGGGUAUGUCAGAAUUGCAGCCAAAUUUAUUUCUCCUUCAGACCUGGAAAGUACCUCUUUUUCAGAGAUUCGUUGAACACCCAACAGAAUUGAAAAUUGCAUCUUGAUUGCUUCUUGUCUCUUGACCUUUUACACAUACAAAGGCUUUGCCAAAAUUGUGACCAGCAGACUGCCAUGACAAACAGAGACAAUCUGCAGCCAUUUUGAUUUGAGACCUGUUAAGUACUUUUUUCAGAGAGAUGCAUUAAACAGCAAACAGUCUCUUAAACAUCAUACCUCCAUAAAAGGGUUAUUGAAACUUGUAAUCAAAGCAUUGAAAGACA
Messenger RNA from Linum trigynum, 4490 nucleotides. Lineage: Eukaryota; Viridiplantae; Streptophyta; Magnoliopsida; Malpighiales; Linaceae. The record is from the annotation of a GenBank genome assembly.